Gekko japonicus is the source of this 3668-nucleotide messenger RNA. It is a transcript of the gene AP3B2, whose product is annotated as adaptor related protein complex 3 beta 2 subunit. The record is from RefSeq and is a predicted model, not a curated record. Gene Ontology annotation, biological process: anterograde synaptic vesicle transport; intracellular protein transport; vesicle-mediated transport. Gene Ontology annotation, cellular component: AP-3 adaptor complex; membrane coat. Lineage: Eukaryota; Metazoa; Chordata; Lepidosauria; Squamata; Gekkonidae.
AUGCAGAAGUUGCUCCAGCAGCUGCCGGCCAGCGCGGCCAACUUGGUGAAGUCCCAGCACGGCGGAGUGAAAGAGGAGGCCAAGAGCCCCGUGCUGGUGCCCGACGGCUCUCCGCAGACCUGGUACAGCGCCUUGGAGGGGGACGAGAUGAGGCUGCUGAAAGCCCCCGACCAGGAGCCCGCCGCCCCGCAGGAGAGCGCCGCCGACAGCAGCGUGGCCCAGCCGCUACGACACGACGACCUGAAGGAGAUGCUGGAUAGUAACAAGGAUUCGCUGAAGCUGGAGGCCAUGAAGAGGAUUGUCGCGAUGAUCGCCAGAGGCAAGAAUGCGUCCGACCUCUUCCCAGCCGUGGUGAAAAACGUGGCUUGCAAGAAUAUUGAGGUCAAGAAGCUUGUUUAUGUCUAUUUGGUCCGUUACGCAGAAGAACAGCAAGAUCUGGCCUUGCUCUCCAUUUCUACCUUCCAGCGAGGACUCAAGGACCCCAACCAGCUGAUCCGGGCCAGUGCCCUCCGGGUUCUCUCCAGCAUCCGCGUGCCCAUUAUUGUACCCAUCAUGAUGCUGGCCAUCAAGGAGGCGGCGUCAGACAUGUCUCCCUACGUGCGCAAGACAGCAGCUCACGCGAUCCCUAAACUGUACAGCCUCGACUCGGACCAAAAGGAUCAACUGAUAGAGGUCAUUGAGAAGUUGUUGGCAGAUAAGACCACGCUGGUGGCCGGCAGUGUGGUGAUGGCCUUCGAGGAGGUCUGCCCGGAGCGCAUCGACCUGAUCCACAAGAACUACCGCAAGCUUUGCAACCUGCUGAUCGACGUGGAGGAGUGGGGGCAGGUGGUCAUCAUUAACAUGCUCACGCGAUAUGCUCGCACCCAGUUCCUGAGCCCGACCCAAAACGAGUCCCUUCUGGAAGAGAACGCCGAAAAGGCCUUCUAUGGGUCCGAAGAGGAAGACUCCAAGGACGACAAGGCGGAGCCAGCGUCUCUGGUGAAACGCAAGCCUUACGUGAUGGAUCCCGACCACCGCCUGCUCCUGCGUAACACCAAGCCCCUGCUCCAGAGCCGCAAUGCGGCGGUGAGACUUCCUUUGUGCUUCCUCUAUGGGGGAUCUCCUGAAGGUAAUUGCUUCUGCCUCAUUGACAAACUCCUUGUCUCUCUUCCUCAUGGCAGUGAGGUCCAGUACGUGGUACUGCAGAACGUGGCCACCAUGUCAAUUAAGCGUAGGGGAAUGUUUGAACCCUACCUGAAGAGCUUCUACAUCCGAUCCACUGACCCGACCCAGAUCAAGAUCCUCAAGCUGGAAGUCCUGACCAACCUUGCGAAUGAGACCAACAUCUCUACCAUCCUGCGCGAGUUCCAGACGUACAUCCGGAGCAUGGACAAGGACUUUGUGGCAGCCACCAUCCAGGCCAUCGGCCGCUGCGCCACCAACAUUGGGAAAGUGCGGGACACUUGCCUCAACGGGCUGGUGCAACUGCUCUCCAACAGAGACGAGCUGGUGGUGGCCGAGUCCGUGGUCGUCAUUAAGAAGCUCCUCCAGAUGCAGCCAGCGCAGCACAGUGAAAUUAUCAAACACAUGGCGAAGCUGACCGACAAUAUACAGGUGCCCAUGGCCCGGGCGAGCAUCUUGUGGCUGAUCGGCGAGUAUUGUGAGCAUGUGCCCAAGAUCGCGCCUGACGUGCUGCGCAAGAUGGCCAAGUCCUUCACCAGCGAGGAGGACAUCGUGAAGCUUCAAGUCAUCAACUUGGCGGCCAAGCUGUACCUGACCAACUCCAAGCAGAGCAAGCUGCUGACCCAGUACGUGCUGAACCUAGCCAAGUACGACCAGAACUACGACAUCCGGGACCGUGCCCGCUUUAUCCGCCAGCUGAUUGUGCCCACCGAGAAGAGCGGACUAAGGGACCAUCGUGACCAUUUCCAGCUGGGCUCGCUUUCCCAUCUCCUCAACGCCAAGGCAGUGGGCUACCAGGAACUCCCCGACUGGCCCACCGAAGCUCCAGACCCGUCCGUGCGCAACGUGGAGGAAGAGUCAGUUGGUCCCGUGGAAAGCCACAUUGGGUUGCUGGGGAAGCCGAAAAAGGUCCCUGAAUGGACCAAGUGCACCAGCCGUGAGAAGAGGAAGGAGAAGGUGGAGAAACCGUUCUAUUCUGACUCUGAGGGGGAGUCCGGCCCAACGGAGUCUGCCGACAGUGAGCCCGAAUCCAUCAGCGGGUCUCCCAGCGAGAGCGGCAGCGAGAGGAGCGGUUCUGGUUCCGGCAGCGAUGAGGACGAAGAGGAGGACGAAGAAGAGAGCGGGGACCAGUCGGACGAAAAAGAGGAGAAGAAAAAGAAGAGGAAAGAGACUCCAAGGAAAGUCGAGGAGGACGAGGGGGAAAAGAAAAAGUCACAGCUGCGUGAAAGGAAGCGGGACUCGGAAUCCUCGUCGGAGGAGGAGGAAGAGGGCAGCGUGUCCGAGAGCAGCUCAUCACAGUCAGAUUCUGGCUCUGAAGCGGAGGAAUCCCACUCGGAGGUGGAGACCAAGAAGAAAAGGACGCCACCUAGCACCAAACCUGCCCCAAAGCCACAGAAGAAAGGGACAAAGGAGAUCUCCCUGCUUGACCUAGAUGACUUCACACCUUCUCCCUUGCCAUCGGUCCUUUCCAGCCCUGUCGUCUCCACCAGCCUGGUGACCGACCUAGAGGGACUCACGCUGACUGACACUACUUUGGCUUCUGCUAUGAUCAGCCCUGUGUUUGGCGUGGUGAAGACCUACGAGCUGCUGCACCGUAUGACGGGCGAGGGUCUCUCCGUCGAGUAUCACUUCAGCCGGCAGCCUUUUACGGCCGACUCCCAGAUGGUGGCCGUCCAGAUCCAGAUUUCCAACAACACGGCCACCGAGGUGAAGAACAUCCGCAUCAGCGAGCCAAAGCUCCUCUCGGGCAUGCGCAUCCAGGACUUCAAGGAAAUUGAAUCCUUGCCUCCUGGAGAGACUGUCAACGUAGUGGUGGGCAUAGACUUCUGUGAUUCGACCCAGGCUGCCAGCUUCCAGUUGUGCACGCACACACGCCAGUUUUACGUGUCCAUCCAACCCCCGGUGGGCGAACUCAUGGCUCCUGUCUUCAUGAGCGAAAACGAGUUCAGGAAGGAACAAGGGAAGCUGACUGGUAUGAGUGAGAUCACGGAGAAGUUGACCCUGCCCGAAAAAUGCCACAGUGACCAUGUGAUUGUGCAGCAAGUGACGGCGGCCGCCAACGUUAGCCGUGUGCCCUGUGGGUCGGACAAGGAAUACCGAUUUGCUGCGAAGACGGUUAGCAGCGGAAGCCUCAUCCUAAUCACCCUGGAAAAGAAGGCUGGAAACGCGGUGCACUUGACCAUCAACAGUGAGAAGAUGCUGAUCAGCACCAUGCUGGUGAAGGACAUCAUCCACUCCUUGACGCAAUGACCUUGGGUGGCUUCUCCCUCUGGCCGUGUCCACGUCCAACGUCCCACCCUCCUUUCCUUUUCUGUCCCCAGCCAUGCCCUUGAUUCAGCCCCCUGCUGUCCCCGCACCCGGCUUGCCCUGCUGUAUUGUUAUGUCCCUGUGUUAAAGAACAGGUAGAGUCUAAGAGAGGGGAACAGGGAAUAAUUCACCGUAGCUCACGGGGUGCAGCCACUGGGGUGGAUAAUGGGAGUUGGCACAGCAGCAAAUAGAAGUUUUUU